GAUAGGCACGGAACAGCAGCACAAUGUGUCGUGCCGGUAGCACGAAUGUCCCAGUACGGGCCACAUUUUAUUGAACCAAUCGUUAACCGGGAAAAAAUCGAAGAACUACAAACAACCGGUGAUCUGUCGAAAAUAUCCCACAUACCGGUAAAGGCAGCACUCAACAACCAGAACUGUUCCGUGUUUUACGAUCCGCUCGUAAGCCAGUUUACAAAUUAUGUAAUGAAACAGGGCAACAAACAACUUGCCCGUGAGCUGGUUGAGAAAGGGUUCGAAAACAUUAAACGACUACAGCUGGAACGCUAUCAUCUGUCGGAAUCGGAAGAGGAAAAGGCAAAGUUGGAACUAAAUCCAAGGAAACUGCUGCACCUGGCAGUGGAAAAUUGUCGCCCCCUGCUGCAGCUGACACCGAUCAAGCGUGGAGGAGUGCGGUACCAGGUACCGAUACCGAUUACCGAGAAACGGUCGUACUUUAUCGCGAUGAAGUGGUUGCUAGAAGCGAUCCGCGAGAAGGAACGGACGGUACACUUUCCGGAGAAGAUGGCAUGGGAAAUAUUGGAUGCGGCAGCGAAUCAGGGAAAGGUAGUAAAGCGGAAACACGAGUUGCAUCGGCAGUGUGAAGCUAAUCGUGCCUAUGCACAUUACCGUUGGAGCUAAGAA
Molecule: messenger RNA, 660 nt
Organism: Anopheles maculipalpis
Lineage: Eukaryota; Metazoa; Arthropoda; Insecta; Diptera; Culicidae
Gene: mRpS7
Product: 28S ribosomal protein S7, mitochondrial
Exons: 1
Coding region: 46-657 (203 amino acids)
Biological process (GO): ribosomal small subunit assembly; translation
Cellular component (GO): ribosome
Molecular function (GO): rRNA binding; structural constituent of ribosome; mRNA binding
Source: RefSeq, a predicted model, not a curated record